AUGGCAAAAUAUAAACCUGUUCGGUCCGGUUUUACCAGUUACUCCUUGUACAAGUUACCUCAGAUCGUUCCUUUUCUCAUCGUCCUCGUCGUAGCUGCCACUGCCGAUGAUUCAGAUUUUCGGUCAUCCAACAGCUGGAGAUCCCACCCCUCCAAGAAGCUCACCAAACCGGUGGUUCUACUAAUUUCCAGCGACGGUUUCCGGUUUGGUUACCAAUUCAAGACGGAGACACCAAACAUUGAUCUGCUCAUUGCAAGAGGAACCGAAGCUCAGACCGGUUUAAUCCCAGUUUUCCCCACCAUGACGUUCCCAAACCAUUACUCUAUCGCAACCGGACUAUACCCGGCUUACCACGGUAUAAUCAUGAACAAAUUUACAGAUCCGAUAACCGGGGAAUUCUUCAACAGGAACCUCGACCCAAAAUGGUGGUUAGGUGAACCGUUGUGGGAAACCGCAGUGAACCAAGGGCUUAAGGCUGCGACCGUCUUCUGGCCAGGCUCUGACGUCCUUAAAGGCUCUUGGACCUGCCCAAAAGGAUUCUGUAAAACACCUUACAAUGUUUCGGUUCCUCUCGAAGAAAGAGUCGAUACGAUCUUGAGCUAUUUUGAUCUUCCCAAGAGCGAGAUUCCGGAUUUCAUGACGCUGUAUUUCGAUGAGCCGGACUUACAGGGCCAUCAAUAUGGCCCCGAUGAUCCUCGGAUCACACAAGCGGUUGCAAAGGUCGAUAAAAUGAUGGGUAGGGUCAUCAAGGGAUUGAAGAAGAGGAACGUCUUUGGUGAUGUUCAUGUGAUAUUGCUUGGUGAUCACGGUAUGGUUACUAACUGUGACAAGAAAGUGAUUUACAUCGAUGAUUUAGCGGACUGGAUCAAGGUACCCGCAGAUUGGAUCCAGGCUUAUUUCCCGGUGCUAGCGAUGAAUCCGCGAUGGGGCAAAGAUGUCAAGAAUCCAGGUGAGAAGAACGCAGAACUCGUAGCGAAGAUGAACGAGGCUUUGAGCUCAGGGAAAGUAGAGAAUGGAGAGUUUUUGCAAGUUUACUUGAAGGAGAAGUUACCAAAAAGGUUACACUACUCCGAGAGUUCCCGGAUUCCGCCGAUAAUAGGAAUGGUCGGAGAAGGGCUAAUGGUUAAACAGAAUAGAACCAACGCUCAAGAAUGUUUCGGAAAUCAUGGAUACGACAACAUGUUCUUCUCCAUGAGAUCUAUCUUUAUAGGACAUGGUCCUAGGUUUAGGAGAGGAAAGAAAGUGCCGUCGUUCGAGAAUGUUCAGAUCUACAAUGUCGUUGCAGAGAUUCUCGGGCUCCGACCAGCUCCGAACAAUGGUUCUUCUUUGUUCACUAGGAGUAUUCUCUUGCCCUUUGGAGAAACAUGGGAAGUAGAAUGA
Messenger RNA from Thlaspi arvense, 1380 nucleotides. Lineage: Eukaryota; Viridiplantae; Streptophyta; Magnoliopsida; Brassicales; Brassicaceae. The record is from the annotation of a GenBank genome assembly.